Messenger RNA from Lachnellula hyalina, 1737 nucleotides. RefSeq names its product Cyclin-dependent kinase (gene cdk2). The transcript is spliced from 2 exons. Lineage: Eukaryota; Fungi; Ascomycota; Leotiomycetes; Helotiales; Lachnaceae. The record is from RefSeq and is a predicted model, not a curated record. Gene Ontology annotation, molecular function: protein serine/threonine kinase activity; ATP binding. Bases 1 to 1737 code for a protein of 578 amino acids. Gene Ontology annotation, biological process: peptidyl-serine phosphorylation; peptidyl-threonine phosphorylation.
AUGGCAUCUUAUACCCUUAAAAAGGAUCUACUUCAAGUUCAGAAAGAGUCUCCAAUUGGAUCAAACAGAUAUUUCAUCCCCAUCGAUCACCUGGACAGCCUGGUGAUACAACCCAAGAUCGAGGACGCAUUGAAAAAUGUUUAUCGACACAUGGAAGAAGAUAACGCAGCACUACAACGAUGUUUGUCAUCCAUCUAUCCUGAGUCCAAACGACUCUUUGCUAUCUUGAUAUCUGGAGAGGAGUCUUUUCGAGAAGCCAUUGAAAGUUUUGUUGCCGAAGGGGUCACCGACGCUGAUCUGCCGCUUUGUCGAGCAUACACUGAUCCUAGAAACAAAAGUUCAUUUGUACUCUGCAAAAAUAAACACAAAGACUGUCAAAUUAGAGAUCAUCGGCAGUGUGGGAUUCCUGUAAUGUCAGAGUGGCCCCAGCGGAGCAGGAACGAUUUCGACCGGGAUCAGUGGUGUUUUCAAGCGCCCCAAUUUCGAAAGUCACCAGGGGAAACACCCUACUUUGAAUUCCAUGAGAGCGUCGUUAUGCCUUUUUUGGAAGACUAUGAACAAGAUGCCGGAAGGUUUCGAGCUGGAGGGUACAGCCAAGUUUGGCCUGUACAGAUUCAUCGAGCUCAUCAGAAUCUCGUUGACACAAUUGACCCAGAGGGUCCCUAUCUAGCCAUCAAACGAUUGAUCUCCCGAGAUAAGCUUCAAUUCAAUAAAGAAACAGAGUUCCUUGAGAAACUCUCACAACGCAAUGAUCCACAUCUCAUAAAACUUCUGGCCACCUAUAAGUUUAAGAGUUCAUACCACUUAGUCUUUCCCUAUGCGAAAGAGAACCUGAGAGAGUAUUGGAAUUCUGUCGACAUACCUUAUUGGAACAGGGAAACGGCCUUCUGGUUUCUCACGCAAAUCUGUGGGUUGGUGGCCGCACUAAAUGCUAUUCAUAAUUUCGACCUGGGUGGCUUCACAGACGUAGUCAACGAUACUGGAAAUACAACUCUGGAAAGAUUUAGUCGUUACCGGAAUGUUAGAUUGAGUGUUGAAGAUCGGGAAAAGAAGUAUGGCCGUCACGGAGAUCUAAAGCCGGAAAACAUCCUGCGGUCAGAGGGACCCCAAGGUUCUAAUAAUGCUGGCGUGCUUCAAAUAACAGACUUUGGUCUUGGGAGGUUCCACCGGUUCGAGUCCCGUUCAAUGCAGGAUCCAAAGAAAAUUUCGGGAUCGCCGACAUAUUCACCCCCUGAGAUUGCACUUGGCAAGCCUGUUUCCCGUGCAUAUGACAUAUGGAGCUUAGGCUGUAUUUUUCUCGAGUUUAUUACCUGGCUACUUGAAGGUUCUCGGGGGCUCAAGGACUUCGAUGCGGCUCGAAUGUUGCUGGCAGAGGACAAGAUAAUCGACGAUAUCUAUUUCACCCUGAAGACGCCAACAGACCGGCCUAAUGCUCCCCCAGAGGCUGAGGUACGAGAAGGGGUACUCAAAUGGAUUGGCCGUCUGCGCCAAAACCCACGUUGUUCUGAAAUGUCUCUUUCGUUCCUAAAUCUGAUUGAGCAGUCUAUGCUUAGAAUUGAUUCUUCUAGGCGCAUUUCUGCUCAAUUGUUAGUAACGAAGAUAAAGCAAAUGCUCUAUAGAGGCGAACACGAGGCUGACUACCUUUUGGGAAGCAAUGAAUUGGUCAUUGAUGCGUUUUCUGGCAUGAAACAUCCAAAUGUAUACGAUGUACCGUCCGUUGAUGCUCCUGAGCGAUGA